GAAACCGGAACAAACAAUGACAGUAUAUUAGAAGAGGACAUGCAGCAGGUCUUGUUAUUGUAGCACUUUGUUAAUUAGUCAAAGUGUGAUAGGGAUAUUAAUAAUUAAAUCACUCAACGAGUGGACCUUGACGACUGCAGCGAGGACAGGGAUAGUAUCCGAAGAUGCUAAAACAACAUUAGCAAAACAACAGCUGUAAAUAUUUUCUUUUCAAAUAUUUCUUACAUUUCACUUCAGCAAACCCUAGUGGAUUUAGGUUUAUAGAAUUGUGCUUCAGGAGUUAUGAAGAACUGCCGUCCGUCCAUGCUGAGCAGGUGGAGCAGCAGCAGCAGCAGCAACAACAAUAAUGUAAGCGAGGCUCACGGGCUCCUGUACCCGCUGCUGUUGCUGUAUCUCUGUGCUUCGGUGGUGUCGUACAAGCCGGUGGUUAUUGUGCACGGUUUAUUCGACAGCUCGGGGGAUUUUAGAAACUUACUGCGGUUCAUCAACGAGUCUCAUCCUGGGACAAAUGUGACGGUCAUCGACUUGUUCGACAAAAGUGCCAGUCUGCAGCCCAUGUGGAAGCAGGUGGAGGGCUUCAAGUCAGCCAUUUACCCAGUACUACGAAAUGCAGCACAGGGUGUUCACUUCAUAUGCUACUCCCAAGGCGGACUGGUUUGUAGAGGAAUCCUCUCCACGCUUCCUGACCACAAUGUCCAAACCUUCAUCUCCUUGUCCUCACCUCAGGCAGGACAAUAUGGAGACACCGACUAUUUGAAGUACCUCUUCCCUCACUUCUUCAAGUCCAACCUCUACCAUAUUUGCUACACUGCUUUUGGUCAGAUGAUCUCCAUUUGCAACUACUGGAAUGACCCUCACCACAGAGACAGAUAUGUGAACAGCAGUGAGUACUUGGCUCUGCUCAACAGUGAGAGGCCCAAUCCAAAUUCAACAGAGUGGAAGAAAAACUUUUUGAAGAUUAAGAAGUUGGUUCUGGUGGGUGGUCCAGACGACGGAGUCAUCACUCCCUGGCAGUCCAGUCAGUUUGGUUUUUAUGAUGACAAUGAAACUGUUGUGGAGAUCCAGCACCAGGAGGUUUAUUUAAAGGAUGCUUUUGGCCUGAAAACCCUCUCAGCUCGUGGAGAUCUGAUCCUCUGCUCCAUUCCUGGUGUGGAACACAUCAUGUGGCACUCCAACGAGACGGUGUUCCACACCUGUCUGGAGAAGUGGCUGGACUAGUUCAACACACACAGUGUUAGUUCACUCUUAAUUCGUAAUGUGUAGAUGAAGGACAGGUGAUGUACCAGUUAAUUUUUAACACUUGGGAAACGGUGGAAAAGAUUGAGAUCUUUGUAGAUUUAAAUGAAAUAUUCCAGAUUAAAUGCCACUCUUGUCACCAACACACGUGAAACUAACACCAGCUAAAAAAAGACCAGGGCAAUUAUUCACCAACCAUGUUUGGUCCAACUGAAACUCAAGAACAGUGUUUUUAUUCACGAUCCUUCAAGUACUAAAGUACAAAACAAGAUCAGUAUUCUACUUAAGUGAGUAUUCAGAGCUAUACAAGUUGGGAAUUCCUCACUAUUUUAUAUACUUUUCAGGUUGAGAUGCAUUUAUAAGCUAAACUGUAAACCUUGAGUGGCCAAGAAUAAAUGAUCUCAGCAAGUUUGAUUAAAUAUCAGUAUAAAAAAUACAUUUGUAAAAAAAAAAACAAUUCAUAAGACGCUGACUUUGGUCUGAUGUAUUGAGGAGAGGUUGAUCCAGGCUCCUGAGAAAACGUUUGGAUUCAGGAUUUACACACAAGACACAGAAACAACAGGGAAAAAUAUUUUCUGAAAGGGAGAAAAUGAGCUCACAUUCCCAAAUGGCAAACUUUUCCACGGAACAGUGUCUGUUUCACUGUGUUGCUGCUUCUGCAGCGAAGCACAAUAUCAUUCAUUUUUAAUAGCUACAGAUGAAUUUGGUUCAGAUUUCAGUUUAAGGUAAAAAAACAACAAUCGUUGAUUGUUGUUCUUUUCACCUUUGACAUACGACGCAAUGAAUGUCUUCCAGAAGAGAUUAUCUGAAAAGGGGCAGCCUAAAUAUUUCAGUUAUCAAACACAAACACCUCAUCUAAACAACAUACUCCGGCUCCGGUUGUUGUCAGCACAGACUGUUGGACUUUGAGGUUCUAUCAACAGAUAGGAAGGGGAAAAUGUUUUCUUAGAAUCAGACUGUUAGACUGUUGUUUUUGCAAUACUCAAAAUGUUAAUUGUCAAAGUGCUACGUAACAUGAACCAGAGCCUUAGAAAACCCCACUGUGUUUGCCACAAUCAGUCUUUUACAUGGUUUUUGUCCAGAUUUUGUUGGUUUCCAGUUGGAUCUACAAAUAUUGAGUUCUGACAGUGAAAUGUGAGAUUCAAUUUUUUUUCUUAGUCUGAAAAUGGUCUGGUUGGGUAAGAGCCCCACCAUUUCUGAAUUGAAUAAGAACCUAAAGGCAUCAUUUGACUACAAACUGGUUUGUGUUACAUUGUACUAGUAAGGAUAUUUCAAGUCAAUAACUAUUAUGGUCUUCUCUUAGAUGUUCUUCAGUUCUUUUUUUUCCCACUUGACAGUUUACCUCAGAACCACUACCACAACUCAGAGAGUGCCUGAUCAUCACAAUGUACAGACUCACUGCCCUGCUAUCGUAAAAAAAGAAAUUCCAUUUAUCCUGCAUGUCCACCCAGUCAUAUUUUGUUGUGUUAUCCUAACUACUCAGUGCUUUGGAUGUGUACUUAGGUUGGCAGAGCGUUAAUAUUUCCCCUGAUACCUCGGCCUUUUUUGUCCUUUACCAAAAGUGCUACAAAUUGCUGCCUUCAGCCACGGUGCUAAUGAUGGUGAUGGAGGUCCUGGAGCGUUAACGCCCGGCUGUUGUUGAGUGUUCACUCUAAACCAUUGGUACUUAAACUGUCAGGCUAUUGGACUCGUAGUUUCUUUUCUUUUACUUUCCUUUCCAAUGGUUUCAACUUGUUUUUUUCCAUACAAAUUUGUAUUUUCUCAUAUUGUGCUAUGUCAAAAGAGUUUUAUAUGAUAGUAUUUUACCUACAAAAACGUCAUAGUUUAGACAAGAUAACAAGACAAAGAAUAGGUAGACAAUGUCAUGUAUUAAAAAUCCUGGUCCGUGUUCUGAUUUCAGAAUAAGUAUUUACAGUAUAGUUCCUUAAACCUACCUUUGGGUUGUGACCUACAAUUUGAGAAUGACUGUUUUGUACUGUACGGUGUUUGUGGCUCUCCGUACCUCCCAUUACAUUUAGAAAUCUCAGGCAUUUUAGCAACCCCAAAUGUUUGUCUAUGUAAAUAGUUAAAGGCAUUAAUGUCUCCUAAUGGUUGAAUUCCAGGUGUCUCUCACAGGGGAAGAAAGAAAAUAUGUAUUGUUUCAUUUCUUAAAAGGAUUAAAGGGAAGUAUGAGUAUUUUGCACAUGUGAGACACACGGUGGGACAGCUGGGACGAUUCACAAGUAUUAUAUUAAUUCUGUUUGCUACAUUGAGUGUUUGCUCAUGUUAAUUUAACUGCUUAAAUUAUUGUUGUUAAAGGGAUGUUCUUACAGAUCAGUGAUAACACAGGUGGAAAAUGCAGACCAGACUACUUUUUUAAAAAUAAACAAAUGUAUAUUUUGACACCAUCCAACAGUUUGUACAGUGUUUGGUCUGAAAAAAUGAAAUGUGUCAAAUGUUGUAAGUUCCUACAAUAAAGUAGUGUUUUUAACUUUUAA
This is a messenger RNA of Cynoglossus semilaevis (tongue sole), 3713 nucleotides long. It is a transcript of the gene ppt2b, whose product is annotated as palmitoyl-protein thioesterase 2b. NCBI's taxonomy places the organism in Eukaryota, Metazoa, Chordata, Actinopteri, Pleuronectiformes, Cynoglossidae. The transcript is spliced from 8 exons. The record is from RefSeq and is a predicted model, not a curated record. Bases 283 to 1218 code for a protein of 311 amino acids. Gene Ontology annotation, molecular function: thiolester hydrolase activity. Gene Ontology annotation, cellular component: lysosome.